CUUUGCGGUCUUCCUCCUGCUCAGAUCCACAAUUCCAGACCAAAACUGAAAAAAUGGCUGACCUCACGGAGCUAAUGAAAAAUGAAGUAUUCAUGGCCUUUGCCUCCUAUGCAACAAUCGUUCUUUCAAAAAUGAUGUUUAUGAGUACUGCAACUGCAUUCUAUAGGUUGACAAGAAAGGUUUUUGCCAACCCAGAAGACUGCUCAAGCUUUGGCAAGGGAGAAAAUGCCAAGAAGUAUCUUCGGACAGAUGAAAGAGUGGAACGUGUACGAAGAGCCCACCUGAAUGACCUUGAAAAUAUUGUGCCAUUCCUUGGCAUUGGCCUUCUGUAUUCCUUGAGUGGUCCAGAUCUCUCUACGGCCAUCCUGCACUUCAGACUCUUUGUUGGCGCGCGAAUCUACCACACGAUUGCGUAUUUGACACCCCUUCCCCAGCCAAAUCGUGGUUUGGCUUUUUUCCUUGGAUAUGGAGUUACACUUUCAAUGGCUUACAGGUUACUGAAGAGUAGGUUGUACCUGUAAGGAGAACCAUACAACUUAUCAUCCAGUGAUUUUCUAAGAAAUCUAUACUUCCAAUUUAUAAUGAAUAUUUUUUAAGAUUUUAAGUGGGAAGGGAGCCGAGGAAUUAAGAUAGAGAAAGCCUCAUCUGAAUAAUAAUGUCACUCAUAUCCUUUAUUCUUGUUUUAAAAUGUGCACUAGAAAUUUAACAUAAUUUUUGACUAUUUUGUCUUAUUAUCAAAGUACUUUGUGGUAAAUUUUGAUUAUAAUUUGUAACAUUCAUUCAACAUGUUCUAUUUUUAAAUCUUUAAAAAUAGUAAGUACGUGUAUGUUAAACCUGUAUUUCAGUAUUUUCGAAAUGGGCACAUGAAAUAAAGAAUUU
Sus scrofa (pig) is the source of this 879-nucleotide messenger RNA. It is a transcript of the gene MGST1, whose product is annotated as microsomal glutathione S-transferase 1. NCBI's taxonomy places the organism in Eukaryota, Metazoa, Chordata, Mammalia, Artiodactyla, Suidae. Gene Ontology annotation, cellular component: membrane; mitochondrion. Gene Ontology annotation, molecular function: glutathione transferase activity. The record is from RefSeq and is marked provisional.